AUGUCCCAUAUUUAUCAAAAUGAGCAAGACCAUGAUUCGGAGGGUCUGCCUCUAUCUGUUAGACGGUACGGCUAUGAAGACAAAGAUCAAUUUGCUCAAAUACUUACCCUCGAACGUGAACGUCUGCUUGAUUCAAUGCGCUAUUCUCGUGAAAUUUCCGACAUCGAUACUGGAUCUGGCAGGAGCGAACAAGAGCCAACUACUGAGAUCACAGAAUACAUCAUCUUCUCCAUUGAUCCCACUACCUUCAACCAGGAUUUCCUCAGCUCGGAUACUAUCCUAAUUCCUUCACUCCGAACAUUUUUCAACCCGAGUACCAAAACACUCACUGUCAAGAUGCAUACCCAAAUUGCCUUCGCGGUGCACAGAGCCAUCGAUAAGGCCCUGGCACGAAUGGGACUUGACGAAGCCAUACACGACUACCAAGGAGUCGAUAUCGAUGUAAAUGGCCUCCAAAAACAGGCAGAUAUGGGCUGGGGGCCAAGGCGACCUCCUCGCGGCUGUCCAAAGCGGCCCUCGGUUGUGUUGGAAGUUGCGGCAUCCGAAACGCGAAAGAAACUUCGACGAGAUGUUGACCUUUGGCUUGACCCAGGAGGGAAUGCAAAUGUGGUGAUUGCAAUCAAACUCAGUCGCCAGCGAGCAAUGAUCGCUAUUGACUUAUGGAUAUGGGAUACCGUUAACGGCAAAUCUAUCAAUUCCCAACACAUUGAGGUGUCUGAAAACGAAAAUGACGAAGUAAAACUUUCUGGAGGUCCCCUCGUCAUCCCUUUUCGUCUCCUCUUCCUACGAGAUCCCCAAACACCACGAGAAACCGACGUGAUCAUUGACAAUGAAUGGCUACAGAAGAUUGCCGUGUGGGGGUGGGACAUGCAAUUUUCGAACAGCCGUUGA
Messenger RNA from Penicillium bovifimosum, 891 nucleotides. RefSeq lists its product as uncharacterized. The transcript is spliced from 2 exons. Bases 1 to 891 code for a protein of 296 amino acids. Lineage: Eukaryota; Fungi; Ascomycota; Eurotiomycetes; Eurotiales; Aspergillaceae. The record is from RefSeq and is a predicted model, not a curated record.